AUGGCGCAAACGAUGAGCGGACAAUGGAGCAACACCUCCCCCACAGAGACCUACGAGGACCUCCACCCCUCCGCCCGCCGACAAGACUCCAACGACUACAGCCAGGGCAAAGGCAUCCGCCGCGUCCCCAGCGACGCAUGGAACAUCAUGUCCGACUCCGAAGAGCUGAAAGUCCGGCGACAAUCGGUCAAAGCGACCAAUGCCUCGGCCAUGCGGAAGCGGUCACGGAAUACUCUGCGAGAGAAGAAGAAGGAGACGCCAGAGCCGGUGGAUGAUACGUUGUGGAUACACCGGGACAAGCUGGCGCAGAUUGAGAUUCAGGAGAUGGCGGCAGCGGGGAUCGAUGUGAGCUCGUACCGACGGUCUGUUAGUGCCGGGCCGGGCGCGAGUGCCAGGUCUAGUAGAUCGCAGUCGCGCUCGAGGAGGCCGAGUAAGGAUAAGACGGCGGAGCAGGGGUCGGAGGAGGAGUAUAAUGCGUAUUCGGGGUAUGAGGAUUUUGAGCGGAAGCGCAUCUCUACGAUACCGGCCGCAGAUGAGGAGGAGCAGGACUUCAACCCGACGGUGGAUACAGAGUUUCGCACGCCGGAAGAGGUGGCUGCUGAGCAUGGCCCUUCUUCGAGGUCGAAUUUGAUCCGACCUAGUACGUCGCGGAUACCGGUGUCGAAAGCGAGCCCUGUGCCUGUGCCGUCGAAUGUGGUGGAUAGAGACUCACCUCUACCGCGCAGUCGCGGGAAUAGCAAUGCGUGGAGUGGGAACCCAGGAUGGGACGAUAUGCAGUAUGCGAGGAGAGCUCGGAGCAAUAGUAUUGGCAGCCAAGUCCUCCUCGACGACGAUGGCAGACGGACACCUCCACGACCAGGCAGCUCAAACCUCGGAUCUUCUGGUGAGAACAACUCACCCCCGAAGUCACGCCUACCAAACAAAGCCACGCCUACAUCCGGCGCCCGCAAGAUCGGCACGCCCAACGGCUCUAUCACAAGCAAACAACGCACCAGCGUGAGCAGAGAAACCCGCCCCGUCUCCCGAGGCCAUCAGUCCCGCCCCUCCACCAGCCGCCAACACGCCCCCGAGGGCGAAGCCCCCUGGAUCGCCAGCAUGUACAAACCCGACCCCCGCCUGCCUCCCGACCAGCAAAUGCUGCCCACCCACGCCAAACGCAUGAUGCAGGACCAAUGGGAGAAAGAAGGCAAAGCCGGCACAGCCUACGACCGCGACUUCCGCCCCAUCAACGACACCGAGCUGCCACCGCAGAAGGCGAAGGCUUUACCACUUACGCCGCUCAGCCCGACCAGCCCGCAGCUCAACCGCCUCCCAAGCGACCGCUCCAACUCGCCUAGUAAGGCCAGCGCAGCGCUCAGCCCGGGCUUCCAACCCCAAUCUCCUCCCUCCCCCAACUCCGCCAACACGAACGCCUGGCCCCUGACGCCCAAAAGCGAGACCCCGAGCUCGCGGCCCGGGACGAGCGGCGGGUAUAAGAUCACGCCCACCAUCACCACGCCGCCAGCUAUUCAGAGGACGCCUUCAGCCCCUCAAGGGCAAGCGCAGGGAGCGCAGGCACAGCCGCAUAAUCCUACGCCUAGGAUUCCGGAUUUCGAUGAGAAGGAGGAGGAUACGGGCGGGGAGAAGAAGAAAGGGGGAUGUGGGUGUUGUGUUGUUAUGUGA
Saxophila tyrrhenica is the source of this 1662-nucleotide messenger RNA. RefSeq lists its product as uncharacterized. The record is from RefSeq and is a predicted model, not a curated record. Lineage: Eukaryota; Fungi; Ascomycota; Dothideomycetes; Mycosphaerellales; Extremaceae. Bases 1 to 1662 code for a protein of 553 amino acids. The transcript has a single exon.